AUGACCUAUACCGAGUUGUUUCCUGCUUUAAUUCAGAAGGAUUUGGUGCAAACAAGAACCCCACCGGCUAUUUCGAAAGAGCUUUUGUGGUGGUAUAAACCUGACCAACAUUGUGAAUUCCACCAAAGAGCACCUGACCGUGAUAUUGAGAAUUGUUUCACUUUUAAAGCCGAAGCAAGAAGGUUAAUGCAAAGUGGUAUCUUGUCAUUUGAAGAUUUUAGUCCCAAUGUACAAGCUAAUCCGUUACCCAAACAUGGAAAUGCAACCGUGAAUAUGGUCAAAGGAUAUCCAAGAAAGUAUCGAGUUCUUGACGUCAAUUUAAUCAAAAGAUCUCUGGUUGAAAUGCAUGCUAAUUUAUGUGAAUUGAGCUAUUAUGAGAAUGACCAUGCUUCUUGUGAAGUUUGCUCUAGAGAUCCCCAAGGAUGCGUUGUUGUGAAAAGAGACUUACAAGAGAUGCUAGACCAAAAUCUUAUUCAGGUUACGAGGGACAAAAAUGAAGAUGAACAUGAGGUGAACGUCAUAGUUCCCCGUUUUAAUCUCCCAGAACCAGUUGUGAUUGUAUAUGAUGGUCAGAAGACUGCUGUUUCUCCGUUGGUUAUUUGUUUGGAGGGUCCUACGCCUUACGAGUCUGAUAAAGUUGUGCCUUACAAGUAUAUUGCUACUAUGGUGGAAGACGCUGCUAAGAGGAAUGAAGAUGUUGUGAUAGAGAAAUCAACUCAAGCAAAAACUCAUGUUGUGCAAGCCGGCCAAUCCAGCAGUGCGAAUCAGAAUGUUGAUCAAAAUGAGGUGCUGAAGUUGAUCAAGAAGAGUGAUUUCAAUGUGGUAGACCAGUUGUUGCACACUUUGUCCAAGAUAUUUGUAUUGUCUUUACUAAUGAUGUCAGAAGCACGCCGAGAAGCUUUGCAAAAGGAAGAUGCCCUAUCCAAUAUGCUGGUGGAUACUGGGUCUUCUUUGAAUGUUUUGCCUAAAUCUAUGAUGUCUAAACUUGCUUAUCAAGGUGCUCCGAUGAGAUUCAAUGGAGUUAUUGUGAAGGCCUUCGAUGGGUCGAGGAAGACUGUAAGUAGGGAGGUUGAUCUCCCAAUAAAGAUAGGUCCGUGCUUAUUUCAGAUCAUUUUUCAAGUGAUGGGCAUUCAUCCCUCCUACAGUCGUCUCUUAGGACGUUCGUGGAUUCACGAGGUUAGGGCAGUUACAUCAACUCUACACCAAAAGCUGAAGUUUUUGAAGAACGGGAAGUUAGUGAUUGUGGGUGGCGAGCAGGCCAUGUUGGUGAGUCAUCUCUCUUCAUUUUCAUACAUUGAUGCCGAUGAAACUGAGAAGUCAUUUGAAUCCCUUUUUGUUGAUAAUAUUGCUGCUAAGAAGAAUGGUGAAUCCAUGUCAUCCUUGAAAGAUGCCCAACAUGUGUUGAAGAAUGGUCAAUCGGAUAAGUGA
Lathyrus oleraceus (garden pea) is the source of this 1428-nucleotide messenger RNA. RefSeq lists its product as uncharacterized. Gene Ontology annotation, molecular function: aspartic-type endopeptidase activity. Gene Ontology annotation, biological process: proteolysis. The record is from RefSeq and is a predicted model, not a curated record. NCBI's taxonomy places the organism in Eukaryota, Viridiplantae, Streptophyta, Magnoliopsida, Fabales, Fabaceae. The transcript is spliced from 3 exons. Bases 1 to 1428 code for a protein of 475 amino acids.